CGGACAAGUCUCCUCGUGCAGACUGAGCUGAAACCCAUGCCAAUACCCCCACCACCAAGAGCACAAGAUGAUCAAACACCCUCUCUCAAAGGUACCCAAGCCCGUCACUCCCCUGAUGCGUCGUUUCCUGCGAGACGUCUUCAAGCCCACCGUCGCGCUCGGCAAGCGGCGCACGCGGUACAUGAACCAGGAGAACCACCCUCCAGCAGACUGGACGCCGACCGAGCCCAACAAGCCGAGCAGCAGCAGCUUCGGCGUCGCGCUGCAGAACGAGGACUCGGAGGACGAAGACGCGGUGGUCAUCACCGCGUUGGCCGCCGCGCCCUUCUGCUGCCACGCCGACCUGCUCACCAUGGCGCGCCCGCAGCUCGUCGCGGCCGCGCGCACGCUCAACGCCAAGCUCCCGCGCGCGCUGCACGUCGACGCCACGCGCGCGAACGCGUCCAUCCGCCGCAGCAUCGAGCGCCUCGUCGGCAUCCGCAGCAGCAGCAGCGGCAGUAGCGGCAACGACAACAACAGCAUCGACAGCGACGCGCCGCGCCGCCGCGCACCGAAGCGCCGCCGCUCGCCGUCGCUGGACACUGCGCCCGACGCCGACGCCGAUGCCUCCGCAGCGGAGCACAGCACGGCGCGCGAGGCGCUGUACUUCAGCCCCGUCUCGCCGCUUGCCGCCCGCAGCCAGUCUGCCGCGGCCGUGGCCGCCGCGAGCUGCAGCAUGCUGGCGUCCCUGCGCGAGGAGCCGGACGAGGAUGAAACCGGAGAGGCUGACCGCCCGAGCAAGCGCCGGCGUACGGAGGAGGAUGAGGAAGAAGAAGAAGGAGAAGAGGAGGACGCCUCGCGCGACGGCACGCCCACGUUCUCUCGUGCACCUACCGCACCCUCGAACAUCUACUCCCCUGCGCACCGCCUGCACCGCUCGCAGAGCCACCGCCUGCCCGCAGCCCCGGGGCUGCUGCCGCUGCUGCACCGCAACAUCACCGUCGCGCGCCCGGGACGGCGGACGCGCUCGCAGAGCGCUGCCGUGCUGACGUCGACGCCGCGCGUGCGCCGCUGGGUGCCGAAGGCGCCGGGGCGGGCCGGCGCGUCUGCGUCUGCGUCGGGAGCAGCGGCAGCAGCAGUGGCGCGCGAGGACAGCCUGAGCGAGCCCUCGAGCGGGGUCUCAGCGGGCACGACGGCGUCGCAGGACUCUCUGGAUCGCGUCGAGCGGGUCUCGGGCUGGCUGGAGGGUGGUGGCGGCGGG
Molecule: messenger RNA, 1240 nt
Organism: Phanerochaete carnosa HHB-10118-sp
Lineage: Eukaryota; Fungi; Basidiomycota; Agaricomycetes; Polyporales; Phanerochaetaceae
Exons: 1
Source: RefSeq, a predicted model, not a curated record